Molecule: messenger RNA, 3387 nt
Organism: Effrenium voratum
Lineage: Eukaryota; Dinophyceae; Suessiales; Symbiodiniaceae
Source: the annotation of a GenBank genome assembly
AUGGCUCCUAUCAAAGCUGCUGCGGAUGGAUAUUUCUACGUCCUGGGCACCGACGGCACGAGGCUGCGCUGCCGCCUCCUGCUGGGCGGCCCCCGUGGAGACAACUCGCUAGACCCUCGCGCCCGCACGGCGAUCUGUUUGCACGGUGUGGGCGCCAACCUCGGGUUUUGGGAGGAAGGAGUUUUCAGGACCAAACCCUUCCAGCCGGAGGCCUUCGGAGAUUUGGACCUCUCCGACGCGGGCCCGGCAGAUGAAGUGCGGCGCGCAAAGUUCGCGCGGGCGCUGGCGAGGCGAAUCAACGUGGUGAUCAUGGACCAGCGUGGCUUUGGGGCUUCCGACCGCCCGAGGACUCUGGCGCCCAUGGUGGACGAAACCAUCACCCUCCUCAGCCGCUGGAGGGUGCCAGAUCUCGGAGCCUUCACCGCGGCUGCCCGGGCCGAGCUGCGCCUGGCGCAAGCCUGCGGGGCCGCGGCGCACUGCGUCUCCCUGCGCCAAGGCGUGGCGAGCGUGCGGCUGAGCUUCUGGAGCCUUCGCUUCCUAGGGGCCUUCAUGGGGUCGCUGCCCAGCCUGGAGCAGCGACUGGAGACCUGCCCCGGUGCCACACUGGAGUUGAUGGAGGUCUUGGGCCCCAGGCAGCGCUUGCAGGAGCUGAGCUACUUGCAGCAGCCGGCCUUGGAAAAGGCGCCCAAGCUUACAAGGAGCUCGGCAUCCUUUCACAACGACGUCUUGUCCAGCGACGCCUUGCACGUGGCAGUAGUGCACCGUUUCAGGAAGUUCAACUCGGACGCCUGCGAGCAGUUUGUGCAGGAGGUCAAGGACAACGACAGCUACUGCAUAUCGCUGAGCAUGUCCGCCUCAGAGGAGACACUGGUCCUCAUAGGCGUCUUCCAGCAGAUGGAGGCGGCAGAGGCCUAUGCGCAGCGCUCCAAGAGCCUGGGUGAGGCGGAGAUCCAAGUCCACGCGCGGACGGCGGAGCUGAAGAAACUUAAGGAUCAAAGCCUCGACCGCUUCCAGGUCUUCCCGCUCUCCUAUGAGGACAAGCACACCACCGACAGGAGCGUCAACAUGAACGACCUGGUCUCCGACGUGGAAGAGGUCCGCCGCUUCUUCUGCGGCACGGGGCAGGUCAGCAUUUGCGGGCACUCCAUGGGGGCGGCCGUCGGCUUGCAGUAUGCGGUGCAGUACCCACAGCACGUGGAGCGCCUGUGCUUGUGCGCGGCAGCGCCCCGAGUGGGCCAAGCCGCCUACGACAAUUGGAUGAGGAUUGCCGGGGAUGCGCGAACCUGGGAGUCGCACGUGAUCCGCGGCGUGGUGGCGGUGGUGAACAUCCCAGACGAGCUGAUCCGGCAAGUCGCGGUGGGCACGCUGCUGAUCAACGCCAAGGAUGACAAGCUCACGCCCGUCAUCGGAUCUGAGAUGGUGAACGCCAAUCUUCAAAGGUCUAUCCUGUACGUGCCGGAGACCGGGGGCCACAAUUGCCAGAUCACCAGCGACGAGGCCAUGGAGCGCACCGCGCAGUUCCUCAUGGCGGACCCGGCCAUGCUCUUCGUGGUGGACAAACUUCUGCAGGAGCAGCUGGUGAACACCUGGAAUCUCCCAGGCGACCAGAACUUCUUGCGCUACUAUCACUGCGGCCGCGCCUUGGCAGAAGUCGAGCGCUUGGAGCGCGGCUUCCGCGUUUGGUCACCGGCGGUGGGCAAAGUGGAGGCGGAGCAGGCAAAACGCCGCGUGGAGGAGGAGUUGAAGAGGAUCGCAUCACGGCUGGGACUCGCAGAGACAGAAGUCCGCAAGGCAAUCCUGGCUGAAAUGGUGCGCAUGACCAGCCGCAUGUCCACCCCUGCGCGCGAAGUAGUAGAGAAGGCUGCCGUGUGGUGGCGCGACUCGGGGGCGGCGGAGAAGCUGCCGGAGAAGAAGGGCUACUCGGUGGAUGCCUGGGGACGACGCCGGGGCGGCAGCACACAAGGUGCUUGCCACGUGUUCCGCUACGACCUAUCCGCGCUGCCAGUGAGAGUCAAGGCGAGCCUGGCUGAGAAGCAGAAGACGGACAUGAGCGGCUUCGCCUGCCAGUGGUGCGGCGGGCCCCCUUCGGCGCACCAGGACGUGGGCGCAGCCAACGAGGAGGAGCUCCGACAGCAGCGGGCGGUGGCGCUGAUGGCGAAAGCGCAACUCGCUGCCGAGGAGAUGAAGGCGAACACGGCGCAGGAGCUGAAGGCCCUGGCAGACGCGGAAAGCCGCGACACCUUGGAAGCUGGCCAGGGGAGCUAUGUGCAGAAGGACUGCCCCUGGAUGCCGGGGCUCAAAGCCUUGGGCGCCUCGCGCCAAGAGCAGGAUGCCUUGCUGCAGAGCUUGCGCUUGGAGCUGCAGUCUGAGGAGCUCAGGCGUUGGGCCGGGAGCUGCGACUUGGUGGCGCUGCAGGAGGUGGACACCUCCCUGCGCCAGGCCCUAGGAGAUGCGACCUGGGUGGAGAGCGCCUGGCACGUGGACGGCCGCGGAGUGCGUGUGGACUCCCGGGUGGCGCUGCUGCUGCCGGCGGGCUCCAAGCUCCACGUGGAGCGAACGGCUCAUUGUCAACUCCGGGUGCCCUUGAGAAGUGGGCGCGGCCAUGCGGAGCGGGACCACGCGGCGGCUGUGAUGUCGAGCGACGGCCAAAGCCUUGCUGUGUGCUCGGUGCACUUGCACCCACCUACCACAAGCUCCGCGGUGGCAUACGUGGAGUACCUGGCUCCGCUGAAAGAGAUGCUGCUUGACCUGGCGCCGCUUCCAAAACCCAUCGCCUUGCUGGGAGACUUCAACGUCUCCCCCGCCAGCUUCGCGAAGCUCACGGCUGAGGAUGGGUUCUGGCGAGCCUUCACGCCGGUCUGCCCGACGACUGCCACGGCCUUCGAGACCAACCCCUGUCCGACCGGGGACUACAUGCUCUUCCGCGCGGAUGGCACCGGCGUACCAGCAGGCUGGCGCUGCGAGGCGCUGGGCGCCGAGAGCUUUCAGGGCUUCCGAAGCUUCUGCCGGCUGGUGCUGGCGGAUUCCGCCGGGCGCCUGCCGUGGCUGCGGGCGGCGCAGGCGGCCGAGCGGGCGCUGCAGAGCAGCCGGCAGGCGGAGAGGCAGCUGCAGGACCUGAUCCCUCGCACUCCGCCGACCCGAAGCGGCACAAGCGGACCGGUCCCGCCGGUCCUGCCGGUUCGAGCCGGGCUGCGCGUGCCGCCGCCGCCGCCUGCACGGGAGGAGAAGGUGAGGCCGAUGCUGGAGCAACUCCGCGCCGUGUCCACGCAGCUGGAGGUUCAGGCGCAAGAGUUGUCUCGCGCCACAGAAAGUCAGGGCGUGGCCUUGCCCAAGGGCUUGGAGUCUUCGGACCAUAGGCCGCUGAUCUUUGAGACCAUCGUGGAGUAG